Penicillium soppii is the source of this 2067-nucleotide messenger RNA. Its product is annotated as tRNA modification protein MTO1. Gene Ontology annotation, biological process: tRNA methylation; tRNA wobble uridine modification. The transcript is spliced from 2 exons. The record is from RefSeq and is a predicted model, not a curated record. Gene Ontology annotation, cellular component: cytosol. NCBI's taxonomy places the organism in Eukaryota, Fungi, Ascomycota, Eurotiomycetes, Eurotiales, Aspergillaceae. Gene Ontology annotation, molecular function: flavin adenine dinucleotide binding. Bases 1 to 2067 code for a protein of 688 amino acids.
AUGGCUUUUCGAGCACGGUCGGUGGCUUUGAUGCAUCAGAGCUGCGCGCUUCGCCCUUUUACGGGUCGGGCUCGUGGAUUUGCGACUGUUGCCGAUAACACGCGACCCUACGAUGUUGUUGUUAUUGGUGGAGGACAUGCUGGCUCUGAGGCAUGUGCUGCUGCUGCUCGGUCUGGCGCGCGAACUGCACUAGUAACACCCUCCUUGGAUAAUAUCGGUGUUUGUUCGUGCAAUCCGAGUCUCGGUGGUAUUGGAAAGGGCACAAUGAUUCGCGAGAUCGAUGCAAUGGAUGGUGUCGCUGGUCGCAUCAUUGAUAAGGCAGGAAUCAUGUUUCGGAUGUUGAACCGCUCUAAAGGUCCUGCUGUUUGGGGACCGCGUGCGCAAAUUGAUCGCGAUCUGUACAAGCGGUAUAUGUCUGAGGAGUUGACCAGCACGGAGAACCUGAGCAUUGUUCAAGGUAAAGUGGCGGAUAUUGUGCUUUCCAAGGAAGGAAUUGAGAACACCCCUGGUGCUCAAGGAAAAAUUGCUGGCGUGCGUUUGGAGUCUGGAGAGGUCAUUCCUACAGGUCGGGUGGUUAUCACGACGGGCACGUUCCUGGGUGGUGAGAUUCACAUUGGCAUGGAUGUCUUCCCUUCAGGGCGUAUGGGUGAAGCUCCCACGUACGGGCUCAGCAAGUCCCUCCGCGAAGCCGGCUUUCAACUUGGACGCUUGAAGACCGGUACACCCCCUCGAUUGGAUGGGAAAACUAUUGAUUUCUCUGCUCUGGAAGUGCAAAAGGGUGACUCGCCACCUCUUCCAUUCUCCUACCUGAAUGAUACCGUUGAAGUGGGCGACGAAGGCCAACUUACCUGCUGGAUGACUCACACCAAUGACGCUGCUCACGACAUUAUCCGCGCUAACCUCGAUAAAUCCAUCCAUAUUCGGGAGACUGUACGUGGACCGCGAUACUGCCCCUCUUUGGAGUCCAAGAUCAUUCGAUUCAAGGACAAGAACCAGCACCAGAUCUGGCUUGAGCCAGAAGGUUUCGCGCCGAACGAUGUCAUCUACCCGAACGGCAUCUCGAUGACCGUCCCCGCAGAUGCGCAAUACGCUAUGCUACGAGUAAUCCGUGGUCUCGAGAAUGUGACCAUGCUCCAGCCAGGCUAUGGUGUGGAAUAUGACUACAUUGACCCUCGCAACCUCCGACCAACACUAGAAACAAAAUUGAUCAACGGUCUUUACCUUGCGGGUCAAAUUAAUGGCACAACCGGUUACGAAGAAGCAGCCGGACAAGGUAUCAUCGCAGGCAUGAACGCCGGUCUCGAGUCUCAAGACCGAGCACCUCUAACCCUGACCCGGUCUGAUGGCUUUAUCGGAAUUAUGAUCGACGACCUCAUCACCAAGGGCGUAUCAGAGCCCUACCGUAUGUUCACAACACGAAGCGAAUACCGGAUCUCAACGCGCUCCGACAACGCAGACCUACGCCUCACACGUAUGGCCCGCGAUGCCGGCGUCGUCUCGGACAAGCGCUGGCGCGCGUUCUCCGACACCGAGGGUCAAAUUCAACAGCUACAGACCCUUCUCGGAAAUACCAGGCUCUCGUCCUCGGCUUGGUCUCGCAAGGGCUUCAAGGUGCGCUCCGAUACCUCCAUCCGAUCUGCGCUGGAUCUCCUCUGUCUGGAUGGCGUCGAUAUCAACAGCCUUAUUCCUACUAUUGAGUCAGCUACGGGCACAGCAUACACGCCCCACUCAUUUUCACCUGAUAUCCGCACCCGCGUCGCUAUCGAAGGUCGCUAUGCGCCUUACCUAAAGCGUCAGGAGAAGAUGGCUGAGCGAUUCCUGCGGGAUGAGCACGAGCUCUUGCCUGCGGAUGUGGAUUACAAUAAGGUCACUGGUAUCAGCAAUGAGGAAAAACAAGCUCUUCAGCGCGUGCGACCUGUCAGUAUUGGCAUGGCGAAGCGCAUUGAGGGUGUGACUCCUACUGGUGCUCUAGCACUGUUGAUGUAUAUACGGAAGGGCCGUGGGUUUCCCAGGAAGACUAACGGUGAAGAAGAGGUUGCCAAUGUGCUCCUCCACUCUUCGCCUUGA